Durio zibethinus is the source of this 842-nucleotide messenger RNA. Its product is annotated as anther-specific protein LAT52-like. NCBI's taxonomy places the organism in Eukaryota, Viridiplantae, Streptophyta, Magnoliopsida, Malvales, Malvaceae. The record is from RefSeq and is a predicted model, not a curated record.
UUUUCGUGAGAAUAGUUCAACCAAUUAGAGAGAAAAAAAAAAAGGGAAGAACGAGUCUCUCUCUACAAUUCCUUAAAAAUAGAAAACCUGAAUGACUAUCGUAGGGAAAAAAAAACCGACAGUCCCUCCCUAUAAAUUUACCCUUCUUUUACGAGCUUUGAUAACCCAAUAAAGAAAAAAAACAAAUAAAAUAAUAAAAUGGCAAAAGCUUCAGUCAUCGCCCUUGUUUCCUUGGCAAUCUAUCUGUCGUCCCUCAGCUUCUCCGAUGCCGAAGACACCUUCUUUGUCGAAGGCAAAGUUUACUGUGACACUUGCCGUGUUGAAUUUGAGACUAGACUCAGCGAACCUAUCAAAGGUGCAAUAGUGAAAUUGGAAUGCAGGAAUCGUACCAUUGAUGGCAGUAUCACAUACAGCCAUGAGGCAGUUACAGACGAGUCGGGCAAAUACAGUAUCCAAGCCAAGGGCGAUCACGAGGAAGAAAUUUGCGAAGUUAGGGUUACCAAGAGUCCCAGGGCAGACUGUAAUGAAUUCAUGGAAUCAUGGAACAAAGCCAGGGUCGUCCUCACCAAGAAGGAUGGGAUAUUGGACCCCCGUCGAUUUGCCAACGGUCUUGGGUUCUUGAAGAAGGAAGCUGUUCCGGGAUGCGCCGAAGUUCUUAAAGAAAUGGGUUUCCUUCCUCUUAACUCAAGGAAAACAUUGUAACUUGUCGCAAAUAUCAACUUUUGCCUAUAUAAAAAUAACAAUGUUUGGCAUCAGGUUUUGUUCAAUCAUAUGGACAAACCUUGAUGCUGUAAUAGAAUGAUCUUAAUUGAACAAUAUACAAGAUGGGUUUCAUACAUAAA